GCGGCACCUUGAUGGAUAGCUGAUGUGAACUGGCCACCCACACGACGGAGUUACACCUUAGUAUUAACCAUCUUUACAUUGUCAUCGACCAUCAUGGAACGAGUCAUUCUGUUACUCCUCACAAUUGCUGCUGUAGGCGUAUCCUCUUCUCGAGACUUGGACGAGGAAAUGCAGGUAGACUCCCAUGAUUGGACGAAAGGUCAUAGCACAGUGGGAGCGUGGAACUAUAUUCCAAGAGGUUGUAGUGGAAAACCAGCAGAUGUAUUCUUAGUGUUUGAUACGUCAAGUGAGGUAACCGUAAGGCAAUUAGCGUAUCAGAAGAAAUUUGCCGUCGAUUUGCUACGAGUAUUUUCUUUUGGCAAGGAAAACACUCGCAUGAGUGUUGUAACGUACAGUGAUAACGUCAUGCAAGUAUCAUCCUUCCAAGAUGGCACAACUAUACAGAAUGUUACCUUUACGAUAAUGAAUAGUGUUUCCUCGGAUACCACAGGUCCUUGUAAAGUCGACAAAGCACUACAGUACAUUGCUACAGAAGGUUUUUCUUAUUCUAACGCGAGGCGUGAGGUUGCUCAUCUGGCCAUUUUAUUUGUGAACAAUAGAAUAACGAACAAAAAAGAAGCGAAACGGUAUGCAAAUGAAGCGAAGAAUAAAGGAAUAUACCUGUAUACUAUAGGUCAGAGUUCAUCUAUCAGAAAGCAGCUCUCCUCCAUCUCUUCUCGUCCUGCUAGGGCGUUUGUAUUCAAUGACGGAGAUGAUACGCUUGUCGAGUCCCUGGCUGAUCUACUGAUGAUACAACUCUGUGAAUAUCAAAUUGAGCCUCCCGUGAACCCGCACACAUUCUACUACUGCGAUGUUAGCAGACCCGUUGAUUUGAUAUUUGUGGUAGACGAAAUUAGCAUAGGUGCUAGAAACACUCAGAAGAUUUUUCAUCUGAUAGAAUUUCUGGUGUCAAACAUGAAUAAUAACAGAGACGGGUUGAAGAUUGGUCUUGUAAAUAGUAAAAUAAACUACAAAACAGUUGGUAGAGGACUGAGUUCAGUGGAGGACUUCAGCAACAGACUAAGUACUGUAGCCAUCUCUGACCACGGUGAUAUCAUUAAACGGGCACGGCGCAUGCUCAGACGGGGACGAAUAAAUGUUCAAAAGACAAUCAUACAUUUUGUUGACAACAAUGUCGAUAUCACGAAACGUGCUCUGCUUGAAGCCAGGAAAAACAAGAGGUUUAAACUGGAGACGUUUGUGAUCGCUACGGGGCAAGGUUUAGACCUGCGUACUUUGGAAAAAAUUGCAAGCCAGCAUAGUUCUCACCAUGUCCUCCGUGUACAAGACUACCACAUGCUGGCCUCCAUAGGGCCAAACAUAUUAAAUACAGUUUGUACUUCAUGGUGAAAAGGCAGGAAGUGACGAGUUAAUCAAGAAUGCUUGAAAGCAUACUGGUUUUAAGCUACAAUGAAAGUGUGGACUGCAGUUAUAACUGCUUAAUUUGAGUAAAUAUGGGAGAUAAAAGCCGUCAUACGCCUGUACUGUUUCUGUAAUUAUUACUGUAUCAGUACUUCCUUGAUAUGUCUUUGAUGAAAAGUUUGUCUAUAAAGUAAGACAUUUUGACAGCAUGGAAUGUUCGACAGUAAAACUUUCGUUCUUAGCAAGUAUAUUGUAUUGUACCUACGAUAUGAAAACAACAUAUUUUGUCGUUUGUUAGUUAAUGACUUUAUUUAUGUAUCAGAAGUAGACUUAUAUUUGAUAUAGUUAAUAUUGUGCAGAAUGUGAAAUGAUUCAUGAUAUUUAAAAAAAGAUCAAGAAAGAUUUUAUUUCUAUGGAGACGACAGUCGACUUGUUAAGAUAUACACUGUAAUAUGUUAUAUUGGA
Ylistrum balloti is the source of this 1866-nucleotide messenger RNA. RefSeq lists its product as uncharacterized. The coding region runs from base 94 to 1389 and encodes 431 amino acids. NCBI's taxonomy places the organism in Eukaryota, Metazoa, Mollusca, Bivalvia, Pectinida, Pectinidae. The transcript is spliced from 6 exons. The record is from RefSeq and is a predicted model, not a curated record.